Molecule: messenger RNA, 1458 nt
Organism: Fonsecaea erecta
Lineage: Eukaryota; Fungi; Ascomycota; Eurotiomycetes; Chaetothyriales; Herpotrichiellaceae
Exons: 2
Coding region: 1-1458 (485 amino acids)
Molecular function (GO): catalytic activity
Source: RefSeq, a predicted model, not a curated record
AUGACACGACGACCAACACGUCUACCCGGACGGCACGCUCUGGCUAAGCUCCACGCCGGAAUCCUGGCAAACAAUACUGCCGCAUUGUCGUCGUCCUCAUCAUCAUCGUCAUCAUCAUGGGUACAGAUACCCCAUAGACCACUAUCCACCUUUACUCCCGGCAACAACAACAAACCCCCCAAUCGCCGCCUGCCGCUCGAGGGCCUCAAGAUCCUGGACCUGACCCGGGUCCUGGCGGGGCCGUUCUGCACGCAGAUCCUGGCCGACUACGGCGCGUCGGUGCUGAAGGUCGAGCAGCCCGGGGUGGGCGACGAGACGCGGCAGUGGCGCACGCACCACGAGGCACAGAAGUGGAAGGACCAGCACCGGCUGAUGAGCCUGUACUUUGCCGCCGUGAACCGGAACAAGAAGUCCGUGACGGUCAAUUUCAAGGACGCGCGGGGGCGCGAGAUCGUCGCCCGUCUCGCGAGGCAGUGGGAGGGCACCGGCGUCGACGUCGUCGUGCAUAACUUCCUACCGGGCAAGAUGGAGGGGAUGGGCCUGGGGUACGAGCAGCUGAAACAGGCCAUGGGUGAGGCGGGAGAGAGGCUGAUCUACGCCGCGGUCAGCGGCUAUGGUCCAUCGGGCCCCAGUGCACAACGAGCUGGGUAUGAUGCCAUUGCGCUGGCGGAGGCUGGGUUGCUGCACAUCACGGGCGAGGAGGGAAGGCCGCCGUCGAAGCCUGGUGUGGCCAUGGCCGACUUGUGCACGGGCCUGUACACGCAUGGCGCCAUCCUUGCGGCGUUACAUCAGAGGGAUAGGACUGGGAAAGGGUGCUUGAUUGAAGGGAGUCUAUUUGAGAGCAGUCUGAGCCUGCUCAUCAAUGUGGGGUUGGCCAGUCUGAAUCUGGACGUUGAUCAAGGCCCCGAGAAAAGGAGAAGAGGGAAGAGACUAGGGUUAGAACAUCCCAGCUUGGUACCCUAUGGAGGAUUUGAGACGAAAGACAAGAAGAUGAUGUACGUGGCGGCGAAUAACAACAGACAAUGGAAAGGGUUCUGCGGGCGUAUGGGAAUCGCCGCUAUGGCCGAGGACGAGAGGUUCAGUACGAAUGACGGGCGGGUUGAGCACAGGGAGGAGAUCAACCGCAUCUUGCAGGAGAAGUUCCGGGCCAAGACGAAAGACGAGUGGUUGGCGGCGUUCGAAGGGAGUGGGUUGCCAUAUGGCGCCAUCAAUGAUGUGGUCGAGGCGUUGGAACAUCCUCAAGCCAAAGCCCGGAAUAUGGUGGUCGACGUCGAGGAUUUCGAAGCAGCCAGAGACGGCGUCCUCAGGUUGAUUGGACCUGCCGUGAAGUUUGAGGGAGCCCAAAUGAACGUGAGGCUGAAACCACCCUUGUUGGGUGAGCACACGGAAGAGGUUCUGGCGAAGCUUGGGUAUGGCUCUGCGGAGGUGGCUGAGUUGAGGAAGUCUGGUGUUGUCUGA